Molecule: messenger RNA, 3784 nt
Organism: Porites evermanni
Lineage: Eukaryota; Metazoa; Cnidaria; Anthozoa; Scleractinia; Poritidae
Source: the annotation of a GenBank genome assembly
AUGGACCUCACAAGGUUUUACACGGAUCACAAGUUUGGGUCGAUCAUUGACCUUCGUUCCAUGGCGGACACCACAAUGCACGGUUGCGGCGUCCGUUUUUUGAACACCAAAGACGGUCUCUUCCUUGAGAUCGAAAGAAAGCCCUCUGGUUCGAGAAAUCUGAAAUGCCGCGUUUUCACAAUCACCGAUUCUCAGAUGAACAUUAUGGACAGACAGUUGAUGCAUGUGCAGUAUUAACCAUAAAUGGACCCAAACAACAUUCCGUUUAACCUCUGAUCGUGUGCCCGACAAACUCCGGCAAAGUCCAAUACCUUGUGAACUAACUGCGUAGCCCCUUUCCAGGCAAGUUUGACUGCAUGGUUUAGAUAUGCCUAACCUUUCUCCGAAACAAAACCUACGACGAGUUUGUGGAUCACGAUUCACACAUUUUUGUCAUUGACUACCCGCAAGAAGAGUUGGAGCUCUGGCUUCAAAAGAGCGGAUAUUUUUUUAGGGAACAAACACGCUUAUUGUUUUGGACAAUUGCGCUGCCUCGAAGGACGUGAAAGGCCGCACAGGUCAGCUGGUUUCCCUCGGCUUUUCAGCCCGCCAUACAGGCACCUGCGUUUGAGUACUGACACAUGCACAGAAGAUCACCGGCAUCUCAAAACCAUUUCGUAAAAACGUAGCCGCCAUUGUUCUGUUUUACACUUUGAAGGGCAAAACCAUGAAAGCCAUCCCUGAAGACUACGCCGGCGAGCUUUCCUCCGAAGGGUACAAAGAACUGAUGGCUGAGCUGAAAAAACAAAAAUAUCCUUAUCUGGUCGUUGCCCUAAGCCAUGCCUUUGGAAUCAAAAUUUUCAGUUAAUAUAUACGGCAUAUCUGAACAGGAUGCUGAACAAAAGCCCUCAACGAAGUCACGCAAAUGCUGGAGGCCACCCGAUACAGCUCGAAACCCUAAGAUUUUCCUGUUUCGCUCCCUGCCAACCACCUUUCAGAGCAACGUGAAAAGCUUGCUGUGCUUGUUUCCGGGGGCAAAUCCAACGAGGCGCUCGGCAUCCAAGUUUCUCAUGAACACACCUCUCGGACAAAGAUGUGGAGAAAUUUACAAACGAUAUGAGGCCUAAGGCUUAGGCUAUUCCACUGGUUUUGCUAGCAAAGCCAUUGGAGUGGUUCUCAAAGUGGAUGACGUGGACGCUUUGCAAAAGGAUCUGCCAGGAGAUUUCGUUAUUAACUCGACAUUCUCAUCUGUGGCUGGAAUUACAGUACUGCGCUGCGGCCGCCUGUUUGCGGUUGCCAUUAGGCCUUUCACGAUUGCGCUGAGCACCUUUUGAGCACUUUUUUGAGUCUGGAGCACUAUUUUGCAUUUUGAGCACCCUUAAGCACUUUUCCGCACUUUGGGCAACAUUUGAGCAAUAUUUCACAUUUCGAGCAAAUUUCGAGCAACAUAUGUCUUCUAAAAAAUUUUAAAGCCAAAACUGUGUGUCGCUCGCAACGAGAAUCGUGUUCCAGGUCAUAAAUUUGAAUAACUAAUGAUGUUGUCAAGAAUAAAAGACCGUUGUCAUGGAAAGGCACGUGAACUUAUCCUCACUGAGCGUGAGUACAGAAGUUUCUGAUUGGCUGAUGUAUCAUGCGUGUGUCAUCUCAAAUUUCUAAAUCAUCUGAUGCUAGCACUGCUGAAUUUAUUUACAAUUCGUAACCGGCUUUAGUUUUUUAAAAAUAUUAUUGUUCUAUAUUCUAUCAACCUUUCGUAACAACCUGUCGAAUAACACUCGCAAAAUAGAUUGUUAAUUACUUCAGUAAAAAUUGACAUAUUUACGAAAAGCUUAGAGGUAACUGUUCACAACUUUUAGCACUUUUUGAGCACUAUUUCGAGAUUUUGAGCACUUUUUGAGCACUUUUUAGCCAUUUUUGCCAGCACUUUUUUAGGAUUUUACGACCGCAAUCGGGAAAGGCCUAGUUGCCAACUCCGCUCUGAUCACAGCCAAAAACAUCGACUUUGAAAAAGAACCUAUAAAGGAAUCUGUCAAAAACCUGGACAAAAGCCUUGCAAAGAAGCUGACUAAGAACCUGAAACGGAGCCUGCAAAGAACCUGAGAAAGGACCGUCAAAAGAGCCUCUCAAAAAAUUUUCACAUUAUUGUAUACAACAUGGAAACGAAAGCUGAUGCACCUGCCGAAACACCUGCUGAAGUCCCAGAGCAAUUUUUGACAAAAGUUCCUACAACAAAGCCUGCAAAACAUCCUUGGCGAGUUGUAACUGGUAAAAAGGUAGACGAACGAAACCGCGUGCCACUUGACCAAAAAAAGAACCAAGAAACACCAGCUGCCCUGCAAAGCAAAGAGAGUAAAAAGUAGACAGAAAGCGACAACGAUAGAAUUAACCUCUAUUUGAUACUUGACGUAGGAGGCCUGGCUAUCUGUGCUCCGGGCGUUUAUUAUCAGCGAGAGGCGAUUAUGGCCUCCCUUCGCCGAAACCCGACACCCAAGCCAGAGCCCCGCCACAAACUUCGCUUCUUGAUUGAAAUUUAAUCAUAAUAUAUACAAUCAUGUCCAAAAACAAGCUUGUAAUAUCUGUUCUCGAUGCCGCAACGCUCACCGGCCUGGCCGCCGGCAUCGGGUAGAUUGCGAAAAAAGCUGUAAACGAAAACUUCACCGCCGACUCCAGCAGCAAUACGAUGAACUAUAUGAAGUUCAUCGUCGUGACUGCUGCAGGAAUCGCUCUGUCUUCCCAAAAACGUCUAAGUUUGAGGGUAUUGUACAUUGCAUGGCAAGUGUUGCUAUUAUAGCUGAUGGUGCUGUGCUUAACGCUGUUGCUUUUACUGACGGUAAUUUUCUUGCCCGUUUUCUUUCUGGCGAUGACCCACAGGCUUCUCUCGAAGAAAAAAAAGACAUGACGAAGCUCUGGAGGCUUAUCAAGCCGCUUAUGUCAAAUAUGAAAAACAAAGAACAAAGCUGCUUGACUGGAUCAAAACGCAGCACGAAAACAACUACAACCGUGUGCACCAAGACGAGCCGCUCACGGCGUCCAGCGAACCAAAGUUCUUUUUCUUCCACACGACACUUAAGGGGACGAAAAACAUACAAACAUGCUUUGACCGUCGUCGAUGUGGACAGCUGUUUCAAAGAGGCUGAACCCUUGACCUUGAAAGACCUGAGGUUACAAGCGCUUUUCAAAAAAUUUACAAACGCGGGCCUUUGAAAUUGUCACAUCUGCUUCAGGUCGACACAGGCCGAUAAUUCAUGGGCGCUGUCACGAAAGAAAUGGAAAAACACAAAACAAACAUUCGACGUUGGCGCCCGGAGAUUCACCUGGACAAGCAAUCGUGGAAAGACUCAACCGUGCUGAGCGCCUGUCCAGACAACAGUGUGCUGUCGAAAUGGGGCUUCCUGAGGGCCAAAGAUCUUCCGAAUGGGUCGUUCGGCUUCCUGCUGUGGUCUCUGCUCUGAACGGCGAAGUCACUCGCCUCACAGGCAGAAAACCCGCCGAAGCCAUCAAAGAAAAGGCCGUUGCUGCAAAACCCUCCACUCCCUUUUUGCGCCCUGUAGGAAAAAAUGGAAAAAAAUCCUCGCCAAUUAUAAAUGUUCGAUACCUGUAUCAGGCUGGUGAGCUGGAAGGCGGGAGGCAGCGAGCCACUGAUGUUGUCUGGUCUUUGAAAGUCCAUAAUUUCCUGCCUCCCCUUGUAAAGCCCAACGAGCCAAUUGUGUAUUAUUUGCAAGACGGCCCGAAACGGGGGUUUGUGCUUGAGGAGCUGCUUGCCAUUCUGCCCAACACUACUCUUCCUUUUGUAAGUGAUACUCAGUAG